Penicillium pulvis is the source of this 1203-nucleotide messenger RNA. RefSeq lists its product as uncharacterized. The record is from RefSeq and is a predicted model, not a curated record. The coding region runs from base 1 to 1203 and encodes 400 amino acids. The transcript has 5 exons. Gene Ontology annotation, molecular function: O-methyltransferase activity. Lineage: Eukaryota; Fungi; Ascomycota; Eurotiomycetes; Eurotiales; Aspergillaceae.
AUGGCGAUUCAGGAAUUUUCCAGUCUUUCUAGUCUGACUACGAAGACCGUGGCAUCAAUUGAUGCAUAUAAAGCGGCCAAGACCGAAAAGGCCCGACAUGAUGCCCUUGAAGCUGCCACGCGUCUCGUAAGGGCUCUUGAAGAGCCUUCGGAUGCGAUUUACAAGUUAUUCGCUUCGCCUGCUGUUCUCAUGGCCAUUAAGACCGCCAGUGAUCUGGACAUCUUCACUGCUUUAUUUCAAACAACUUCUUCUGUCACUUAUAAAGAGUUGGCUGCACGGAAGAACGCAGACGGCCAACUGGUUGAACGUAUCAUGCGUGUUCUUGUUUGCAACGGUUUUGCAAGUGAACUGGGUCCCGGUCAAUAUGGUCCUACUGAUUUUUCAAGACAAAUGACGGAGAGGAAAACGAUUGGGACAAUGGACUCACUUUUCAUGGACUUUUUACCCAUCAUUAACAAAACACCGGAGUUCUUCCAGAAGUCUGACUACAAGAAUCCUGGAGACCCCAACAAUGGGCCAUUCCAACAUGCCUAUAACACGACUGGUACCUGCUGGGACUGGUUGGCGAAGAACCCAGGGGCAUUAGAUCGCUUUAAUACGUUCAUGGAGGGCGGCCGAGAUGACAUUGCUCACUGGGCUGACUGGUUUCCUGUUCAAGAGCAGUUACUAGAUGGAGCUUUAGAUGACCGCGCCCUGCUUGUUGAUGUCGCCGGGGGUCGUGGUCAUGAUCUCGCCGGAUUCAAGGAGAGAUUUCCCAUGGGAGCUGGAAAGCUUGUACUUGAGGAUUUGCCUUCUGUCAUCGAGGACAUUCAAACGCUGGACAGCGAUAUUCAGAGAGUCAAACAUGACAUUUUCACGCCUCAGCCUGUCAAAGGUGCUCGUGCAUACUACUUCAAGCACAUUAUGCAUGACUGGGAUGACGAUCACUGCCGGGUAAUUCUGCAACAUAUCACCGCUGCUAUGGAGACAGGAUAUUCCAAAGUCUUGAUUGAGGAUUACAUCGUCCCUGACCAGAAUGCGGGGCCAAAGGAGACUUUGACCGAUAUGAUUGUCAUGGUAUGGUGUCCGGGAAUUGAAAGGACUCGUCACAGAUGGACGGAGCUUCUGCAAUCAGUCGGGUUAACAAUCAAGAAGUUUUGGGUGCCUCAUGGGCACAACAAGGGCGUUAUUGAGGCUGAGCUACGGUCUACAGGAGAUGUCUGA